AUGGGACUUUAUAGUCAGAUCUCCUUUUACCACGAGUGUGGACACGCGGAAGAAUGCUUGUGGUUUUCCCCAGACAUCGCACGAGCGGUGCCCACAGAGCCGUCAUUCUCAAUCGUAGACUUCUUACGGAUCGUAGACCCCACAUCGGACUUCAAAAGUAGUCUGAGGGAGAUGCAUUACCAGUUGGGGACGUGUAUUCACUGCGCAGGUCAAGGUGAGGAUCCCCAACCACCUAUCCCAUUGUCAGAUGAAGAAAAGGCUGCGAAGCGCGAAAUGUGGCACCGAUUUGUCUACAAACCUAACCUGAUAUGGAGUACUGCGGGUAUGAAAAUCAUCAGUCUAUUUCCUGAGUUGGUAGGAAGGCAAAAGCAGCUGAACUAUGAGUUGAGUGCAUCUGCGCAAAUGCACCAUGGCGAGGUUAUGGACGAGAUCUUAGAUGAGUACCACGCCCUACAUGAGGAGUGGAAGUGCGCAAGCUCCCGUGGCAUAUAUCUCUCCGAUUGGACGGAACGUCACUAUCAAGAUGUCCUGGCAGGAGUCCCCCUUGCCGACCGAGAACACUUAUGGGUCCCCGGUCUCGACACAGACCUGUUUGCUGUUGUGGACCCUCACACUCUAGAUGAAGAUGCGGAAUGUUCAAUUUGCUUAGAGGGAUAUUCAAGAAUAUCCCGAAUCCGCCGAUUGCCUUGUAAACAUGUCUACCAUCUCAACUGCAUCAAGAGCUGGUUCCAUGGAGGUGUUUGGGGUGAGGGUGAGGAUGCUUGCCCGUAUUGUAGAACUGAGUUCAACAUCGUCGAUGUGCCUGGAAUCUGA
Messenger RNA from Mollisia scopiformis, 813 nucleotides. RefSeq lists its product as uncharacterized. NCBI's taxonomy places the organism in Eukaryota, Fungi, Ascomycota, Leotiomycetes, Helotiales, Mollisiaceae. Gene Ontology annotation, molecular function: ubiquitin protein ligase activity. Gene Ontology annotation, biological process: ubiquitin-dependent protein catabolic process. The coding region runs from base 1 to 813 and encodes 270 amino acids. The record is from RefSeq and is a predicted model, not a curated record. The transcript has a single exon.